This is a messenger RNA of Miscanthus lutarioriparius, 372 nucleotides long. The record is from the annotation of a GenBank genome assembly. NCBI's taxonomy places the organism in Eukaryota, Viridiplantae, Streptophyta, Magnoliopsida, Poales, Poaceae.
AUGGCUGCCGGCUCUGCAGAUAAGGAGAACGCUGCUCCUUCUACUUGGGACGCCACCGCCUCGGCUGCUGCGGCGUCUCGGCGGCACGGCUACGCUGUCAAGAGCUGCGGGGUGAAGAAGCGCCCGUCCAGGGCGCGGCGGCUGGUUCGGGCCCCGCUCCGGGACAUCACCAACCUGAUUGAGGCGAUCUCGGCGGUCGCGGGGGCCGAGGCUCCGCUCGGGCAGGAGGUUUCGCGUGCUGCGGCGACGGAGUUGACCAAGCCCGAUGCGGUGCUGCCAGCGGUGGUGAGACUGGCAGCACUGCAGGAUGGAGUCGCUGCUGGCCCCGCGGCGAAGGCGGCCAGAUACUCGCUCCGGAAGGGGUUCAGAUAG